Molecule: messenger RNA, 1227 nt
Organism: Perognathus longimembris pacificus (Pacific pocket mouse)
Lineage: Eukaryota; Metazoa; Chordata; Mammalia; Rodentia; Heteromyidae
Gene: Tmem106a
Product: transmembrane protein 106A
Exons: 8
Coding region: 82-870 (262 amino acids)
Source: RefSeq, a predicted model, not a curated record
CUUUCGGUUCCAUCCCCGAAGAGUUUCUGUCGCCUUGAGGAAGGCAAUCCUGGGACUACGCUCUUCCUUUCCCUUUCGGAGAUGGGUGGGUCAUUUUCCCAACUGGAUUCUCAGCAGGAAGAUGAGAGGAACACUGUCCUUCCCCAGAACCCAGCCAUUGAUAGCAAGGCUGUCAGCUACUCAAGCCUGGAUAGCAACAAGACACUUUGUUCCUAUAUGUCUAAUGAACGCACAGCUGGUGCCAGCUUUGUUACUUGUCCUACCUGCGAAGGCCGUGGGGCGAUCCCCCGAGAGCUGGAGAAGCAGCUGGUGGCUCUCAUCCCCUAUGGGGAUAAGAGGCUGAAACCCAGGCGCACGAAGUUCUUUGUGUUCCUGGCUGUGCUCAUUUGCCUGGUGACCUCCUCCUUCAUCAUCUUUUUUCUGUUUCCCCGGUCUGUUGCUGUGGAGCCUGCAGGCCUCAACUCCUCUAUGGUGGCCUUUGAUGAAGAAAAUAUCCAAGUCAACAUGACGAAUGUGUUGAACAUCUCCAACACAAACUACUACCCUAUCACUGUGACCCAGCUGACCAUCGAGGUUCUGCACUUGUCCUUCGUGGUCGGGCAGGUCUCCUAUAGCCUCUUCUUGCAUGUUGGCCCUUUGGCCAGUGAACAGAUAUUUUACACAGUAGCCAGCAGGAUUAAGGAUGAAAGCACAUACAAAAUCUGUACCUGGCUGAAAAUCAAAGUCCACCAUGUGCUUUUACAUAUCCAGGGCUCGCUGACCUGCUCCUACCUGUGCCAUUCAGAGCAGCGGCUGUUCCAGAGCUAUGAAUAUGUGGAUUGCCGAGAAAACACAUCGGUGCCCCAUCUGCUGAUCCCCCACACACUCUAACUGCCUGUUGCCCCUGGAUUCCAGGUACCUCCAAGCCUGGUCUGUGACUCUGUCAACUUGUGGUACCCAAGGAAGGACUUUGCCAAAGGAAAGUCCUGCUUUAUCAUGCUCCACCAUUACCACACCCUUAGGACAAGUUGCUUUCUACAAUGUUAACAUCAUACUUGCACACACACUUAAUCCUCCAGUUUCUAUGAGUUAUUUCCUGGGCCAGCAUCAGAUCUGCCCUUGAUCUGUCUGAAGGAAAGUCUGACCUCACGUUGUCUUGUGGCUGAAUAUGCUGGUUUCCCAGCCCCAUCUGGCUUCUUCCCUUUCAGAUUCUUUGCCCAGUAAUAAGAAAAUGACUUUGGGAACAUC